This is a messenger RNA of Mizuhopecten yessoensis (Yesso scallop), 691 nucleotides long. RefSeq names its product tRNA-specific adenosine deaminase 2-like. The transcript has 2 exons. Gene Ontology annotation, molecular function: tRNA-specific adenosine-34 deaminase activity; zinc ion binding. Gene Ontology annotation, cellular component: nucleus; cytoplasm. The coding region runs from base 37 to 558 and encodes 173 amino acids. The record is from RefSeq and is a predicted model, not a curated record. Gene Ontology annotation, biological process: tRNA wobble adenosine to inosine editing. Lineage: Eukaryota; Metazoa; Mollusca; Bivalvia; Pectinida; Pectinidae.
GUUGCUUUGCAGGUCACGAAGAAGGACAUCGGAAGUAUGGAUGAAAUUCAUCAGAAGUGGAUGGAAAAGUCUUUUGAUUAUGCUGAAGAUGCUCUUAAGAGUAAGGAAGUGCCUGUAGGCUGUAUUCUUGUGUACAGAGGAGAGGAAGUCAUAGGUGUUGGUAGGAAUGAAGUGAAUGAGACAAAGAAUGCUUCACGACAUGCAGAAAUUGUUGCCAUUGAUCAGGUGUUGUCUUGGUGUGUCCAUCGUGAUAUGAAUCCCAAGGUGGUCUUCGGACAGAGUGUCCUUUAUGUGACUGUGGAGCCGUGUGUGAUGUGUGCCGGUGCGCUCAGACAAGUAGGGGUCCCCCUGGUGGUGUAUGGAUGUGCCAAUGACAGAUUUGGAGGAUGUGGCUCAGUUCUGUCUGUCAAUGAGGAUGAGUUACCUACCCUUGGGCCCAGCUUUCAGUGUAUCAGUGGAGUAAUGGGAGACAAAUCUGUCGUCAUGUUGAAAGACUUUUACAAAGGGGAAAACAGCAAUGCACCUGAUGGCAAGCGAAAGAUUAAAAACACAGAUUAACGAAAGUAAAACGCUGUUUUAAUUUUGUAUGAGAGAAAAGCAGUCUUCCAGCAAGUUAGUUUUGAGAUAUAUCGACUUUAGGGCACUUCUGUCUGUGUGAAAAAGCAUAAAUGCAUUAAAUAAGCUGUGCUGU